Helianthus annuus (common sunflower) is the source of this 1384-nucleotide messenger RNA. RefSeq names its product AT-hook motif nuclear-localized protein 6. The transcript is spliced from 5 exons. The record is from RefSeq and is a predicted model, not a curated record. Gene Ontology annotation, molecular function: minor groove of adenine-thymine-rich DNA binding. NCBI's taxonomy places the organism in Eukaryota, Viridiplantae, Streptophyta, Magnoliopsida, Asterales, Asteraceae. Bases 123 to 1091 code for a protein of 322 amino acids.
AACUUGAUUUUCUAUUUUUAUUUUUCCAGUUUUUUUUCUUAAAUUUACAUUCAAUUAAAUCUUAAUUUACUGAAAUUCGGCAAAAAAGAUUAUAAUUUUGACAAUUAGGGUUUGUGAAAAAAAUGGAAGGUAAAGAAGAUAACCAAAUUCAAGAUUCCGGCAACCUUCUUCCACCACCUCCGCCGCCGCACACGGCGGCGCCACCACCACCACCGCCACCUGCUGAAACAACGGUGGGUGGUGUGAAUUUUGGGUCAGAUGGGUUCAAGAAAAAAAGGGGAAGACCGAGAAAGUACGGACCGGACGGUAAACCGACGGUGGCGCUGUCUCCGAUGCCGAUAUCGGCGUCGAUUCCGCUCACCGGAGAUUACCCCAGUUGGAAGCACAGUCAGGGGGAGAAGAGUUUGACUUCUGUUAAGAGAAAACAGAAACUGGAGUUCUGCACACCAGGUGAACAAUUGGCAUACGCCCUUGGUCCCGAUUUUACGCCCCAUGUGCUUACAGUAAAUUCCGGAGAGGAUGUUAAUAUGAAGAUUAUAUCUUUUGCGCAACAAGGGUCAAAAGCUAUAUGUGUUCUUUCUGCAAACGGUGCAAUUUCGAAUGUAACACUUCGUCAGCCUAACUCUUCUGGAGGUACUUUAACAUACGAGGGUCGUUUUGACAUUCUAACUUUGUCGGGGGCAUUUAUGUCAUCUGACAAUGGGGGAGCAAAAAGUAUGUCUGGUGGGAUGAGCGUUUCUUUAGCGGGUCCUGAUGGUCGCGUUUUGGGUGGAGGUCUUGCCGGUAUGCUGGUUGCUGCGGGUCCCAUUCAGGUCAUACUCGGAAGCUUUCUUCCGGGCCACCAACACGAGCAACAAAACCUCAAGAAACCGAGACUUGAACCCAUACCAGCCAUGUCACCACCUAUUAUGGCUGCAAUGCCCAUCUUCAAAGAAGCAACCGAUAGAGCUCAUGGAGAUGAACAGAACAUAAGCUUUACUCUCACAAGCCCGACAAAUGUAUCACGUGGUGUAGGCCCGGAAAAUAAUGGAUCUUUGCAACGGUCUGAACCAAAGGGGGUUAACUCAUCAACGUUCAGGGUUCCGUGCUGAUCGAAUCCCGUGUGUAUUGGAUCCUUUGUUAGCAACCUGUUAUUGGUGUUAGAAGGUUCCUUGACUUAGGAAAUCAUUUGACUGUUUAUUGGUGUUAGAAGACAUAAAAUUUGGAGUGUUGUUUUAAGUUAUAAUAUUAGGUGUUAAGAUUAGGCUUAUGUUGAUUGGAGAUGUAUGAUAAGGAAAGAUGGGAAAUGGGGUGUUAGAUUUAUUGUUGUUAAAGUAAGUUGAGUUGUCUGGGUAAGAAUUUGAGUUUCUUGAAAUGUUAUACAACUGAAUAUUUGCCUUUGGUU